AAUCGCUUCACCGCAUCAUUAAGAUAUUUUUCUGGAAUUAAGGUGAACAGCAAAAAAGCAGCAAGAGAAAAAUUCAAGUUUCGAAAAAAAAAAAGUUUUCCCUCACCAAACAAACACACAAACGUUGGAUAUUCGUGUAAGAGCUUGUCUUGUGGAUUAAAAGGUUGAAGCUUUUUUUGCUGGGUUAUAAUGGGAGAGGAGCAGCAUCCGAGAAAGAGAUCUCGACAGCAUUUUGAAGCAGAGGAGACCAGACACAUAUCUCUACUAAAGUCUCCUCGAUGCGAAACGGCUAAGUGGUAUUUCAGCAAGGAAGAGAUUGAGCGUUUCUCUCCUUCUAGGAAAGAUGGGAUUGAUCUAGCCAAGGAGUCGUUUUUACGCUCUUCCUAUUGCACUUUCAUUCAAAGACUCGGCAUGAAGCUUCAUGUGUCCCAGGUUAUAAUAGGGUGUGCGAUGGUGAUGUGCCACCGGUUUUACAUGCGCCAAUCUCAUGCAAAAAAUAACUGGCAGACGAUAGCAACUUCCAGUCUGUUCCUUGCUUGCAAAGCUGAAGAUGAGCCGUGUCAACUCUCCAGCGUUGUUGUUGCGUCUUAUGAGAUUAUUUAUGAGUGGGAUCCUUCUGCCUCAAUUAGAAUCCAUCAAACUGAAUAUUACCAUGAAUUUAAAGAAUUUAUUUUGGCGGGGGAGAGGCUUCUGCUGGACACAAGCGCUUUCCAGCUUCUAGACGUAGAGCUUCCGUACAAACCUCUGGCUGCAGCUUUGAAUAGGGUGAACGCUUGGCCUGAUCUUGCAACAGCUUCAUGGAAUUUUGUGCACGAUUGGCUUCGGACGACACUGUGCUUGCAGUACAAACCUCAUGUGAUUGCAACUGCCACUGUGCACCUAGCUUCCACGUUUCAGAAUGGUAAAGUUGGCAGCAGGAGAGAUUGGUGGUUAGAUUUUGGAGUAACAACUAAGCUGUUAAAAGAGGUGAUCCAGGAGAUGUGCAUGCUGAUAGAAGUGGACAGAAGGAGGACUAUGCCUCCGCCUCCGCCUCCAAGAAGAGAGGUAGCUUGGGCAAUCCCUGCACCCUUAAAGCCUCCGGUCCAUAUGUCUAGAGGCUAUCCGUUUCACAGCUACCCUUUGCAGUCCUAUAGACAGCCUGGAAUUUGGUGAGAGCCAUUGUUCAGCAGCUUGAAGAUGUAAUCUCUCUCUUGUAGUCUUGAUAGACAAAAGAAGAUUCUGUGGAGUCUCGUGAGAGAGGAAGUGUAAGGUUAUUUAGCAUUCAGAGUGAGGUUUUUAUGUGGCUAAGUUAAGCCUUCUCAGGUGUGACUAUCUUUCACCAGAGUGAAUCUCUCUCAAGAUUCUUCUUGUUUGUUCUGUUACAUAGAGAUUAUGUAGAGUUGUUGGUUAUUAGAAGUGUCCACUCGCUUGUUACAGUACUAGCAAAACCUUUAUGUUAUUGUACAUCUGGAAUCUAUAUUUUGGGUUAAUUCAAAUUGUUUUCGACUUA
Messenger RNA from Brassica rapa (field mustard), 1489 nucleotides. Its product is annotated as cyclin-T1-3. The record is from RefSeq and is a predicted model, not a curated record. Gene Ontology annotation, molecular function: cyclin-dependent protein serine/threonine kinase regulator activity. NCBI's taxonomy places the organism in Eukaryota, Viridiplantae, Streptophyta, Magnoliopsida, Brassicales, Brassicaceae. Gene Ontology annotation, biological process: regulation of transcription by RNA polymerase II.